GUGUGACUCGUUGGUUCGACACGUACACACAUACCUCCCCUAUGAAACAUGAAACAUCAGCGCUAGCUCCGAAUAAUCAAGUGCACAAGUCUCACACACACACACUACGAUCGAGCAAGGUGGAAAGAAAAAAUGGCGCCUUCACGACGUCGCCGCCGCUGCACCGCCGCUCCUCCGACCACCGCCAAGCUCGUGUUGCUCCUCGUCGUGCUCCUGCUGCAACUCUCCGAGGGGGCAAGCUCCGACGGCGGCAGCGACGCGCCAUGCGAUUUCCCGGCGAUCUUCAACUUCGGCGACUCCAACUCGGACACCGGCGGGCUCUCGGCCCUCAUCGCCGUGGUGCCGCCGCCGUUCGGCCGGACCUACUUCGGCAUGCCCGCCGGCCGGUUCAGCGACGGCCGCCUCACCAUCGACUUCAUGGCUCAGAGCCUGGGGAUUCGUUACCUCAGUGCAUACCUCGAUUCAGUUGGGAGUAACUUCAGUCAAGGUGCCAAUUUCGCGACGGCCGCUGCGUCGAUCAGACCAGCGAAUGGCAGCAUCUUCGUCUCCGGCAUCAGCCCGAUCUCCCUGGACGUGCAGACCAGCCAAUUCGAACAGUUCAUCAACAGAAGCCAGUUCGUUUAUAGCAACAUAGGUGGAAUUUACAGGGAGAUUCUUCCGAAAGCUGAGUACUUCUCCAGGGCGCUCUACACGUUCGACAUUGGCCAGAACGACCUGACAAUGGGCUACUUCGACAACAUGAGCACUGAGCAGGUCGAGGCCUACGUCCCUGAUCUCAUGGAGAGGUUCAGUGCAGCCAUCCAGAAAGUGUACAGCCUCGGAGGGAGGUACUUCUGGGUGCACAACACGGCGCCGCUCGGCUGCCUGACGUACGCGGUGGUGCUCCUGCCGAAGCUCGCCGCGCCGAGGGACGACGCCGGCUGCUCCGUCGCCUACAACGCGGCCGCCCGGUUCUUCAACGCGAGGCUGCGCGAGACCGUGGACCGGCUAAGGGCGGCGCUCCCGGACGCCGCGCUCACCUACGUCGACGUCUACUCCGCCAAGUACAGGCUCAUCAGCCAGGCCAAGCAGCUCGGAUUCGGGGACCCGCUGCUGGUGUGCUGCGGGUACGGCGGCGGCGAGUACAACUUCGACAGGGACAUCCGGUGCGGCGGGAAGGUGGAGGUGAACGGCACGUCGGUGCUGGCGGGGAAGUCGUGCGACGACCCGUCGAGGAGCGUGAGCUGGGACGGGGUGCACUUCACGGAGGCGGCGAACAGGUUCGUCUUCGAGCUGAUCGUCGGCGGCAAGCUCUCCGACCCGCCGGUGCCGCUCAGGCAGGCGUGCCGCCGGGGCGGCGGAGGGCGAUGAGCUCUACUGUUUUCCCGGUGCAAUGCAAGGCUGUUGCAUAGCACUUCACGUGCAGAUUGGUAAUAAAGCAAACGGGAUUGCUAUAUGUCACUCGAAUGAAAUUUGGGGAUAAAAUAUGGUACAAUAGUUCUAAGUUAAAGUGAUAUCACUGAGCGUUUUGAAAAAAAUCACAAGUGGAAAUGCGACAUGUACACUCAGAACUUUUUUUCAGCGAAAGAGGGUCUUACAAAGGGUGAUUUGUGUCUAA
Messenger RNA from Oryza sativa Japonica Group (Japanese rice), 1597 nucleotides. RefSeq names its product GDSL esterase/lipase ACHE. NCBI's taxonomy places the organism in Eukaryota, Viridiplantae, Streptophyta, Magnoliopsida, Poales, Poaceae. Gene Ontology annotation, molecular function: hydrolase activity, acting on ester bonds. The record is from RefSeq and is a predicted model, not a curated record.